This is a messenger RNA of Doryrhamphus excisus (bluestripe pipefish), 5854 nucleotides long. The record is from RefSeq and is a predicted model, not a curated record. Lineage: Eukaryota; Metazoa; Chordata; Actinopteri; Syngnathiformes; Syngnathidae.
UAAGCACUGUCACUUUUUAUAUGCAUAUGUAAGGAGUAAUACCGGAAGUGACCUGUAUGGAAGGUGUACAGUUUUGCAUAGGGGAGGGGCAAAGAAGGGGCGAGUUCACCACGCCUUGUCACUACCAACUUGGUCAGCCAUAUUGGCUGUCACUCUGGACACAUUAGCCCGGCUUGGCGGAGGAGUUUCGGCUGUAUUAGUGAGCCUGUGUCCGAUAACCAUCGGGGGAGUGGACGCUGCUAUUUUAAGGCGCUGGCGAUAUAUAAAGCCGGGCGGGCAGGGGAGGAAGGAGGAGUUGCUGUCGGGGGCUGACGAGCUAGCAGGCAUCCUUUUACCUUGACGCAGCCGCGGUGCCGGUGAGUUGGACCUCACCUCCGCAAACAUUGUUAGCUCCAGCCGGGUUCUUGACCACCGCGGAGACGAAAGGACGGAGCAUCUUGCAGUUGAUAAAAGGCACUGGUGGCCCCGAGAGAGGCAGGAAGACGGAGGACGACUUCUUUCUCUUUUCUAAGCAGCAGGGCAGAGAGAGGAUGAAGAUGCCCAAGCCGACGAAUGUCCGUGUUACCACCAUGGAUGCUGAGCUGGAGUUUGCCAUCCAGCCCAACACCACAGGCAAGCAGCUCUUCGACCAGGUAGUGAAGACCGUGGGUCUGAGGGAGGUGUGGUUCUUCGGACUGCAGUACACAGACAGCAAAGGCUAUGUGACGUGGUUGAAGCUCAACAAGAAGGUGACGCAGCAGGACGUGAAAAAGGAGAACCCGCUGCAGUUCAAGUUCAGAGCAAAGUUCUUUCCAGAGGACGUCUCAGAGGAACUCAUCCAGGAGAUCACACAGAGGCUCUUCUUCCUGCAGGUGAAGGAAGCCAUACUGAACGACGAGAAUUACUGCCCUCCUGAGACCGCCGUACUCUUGGCCUCCUACGCCGUCCAGGCCAAGUAUGGAGACUACAGCAAAGAUGUCCAUAAGCCUGGUUACCUGGCUGCAGACCGCCUGCUGCCACAGAGAGUUCUGGAGCAACACAAGCUGACAAAGGAGCAGUGGGAGGACAGAAUACAGACAUGGCACGAGGAACACAGAAGCAUGCUCAGGGAGGACGCCAUGAUGGAGUACCUAAAGAUCGCUCAGGACUUGGAGAUGUACGGCGUCAACUACUUUGAGAUCAAGAACAAGAAGGGCACAGAGCUUUGGCUGGGUGUUGACGCCCUGGGACUGAACAUCUACGAGCACGAAGACAAGCUGUCGCCAAAGAUCGGCUUCCCGUGGAGCGAGAUCCGGAACAUAUCCUUUAACGACAAGAAGUUCGUCAUCAAGCCCAUCGACAAGAAAGCUCCGGACUUUGUGUUCUACGCCCCGCGCUUGCGCAUCAACAAGCGCAUCCUGGCGCUGUGUAUGGGCAACCACGAGCUGUACAUGAGGAGGAGGAAGCCCGACACCAUUGAGGUUCAGCAGAUGAAAGCUCAGGCCCGAGAGGAGAAGCACCACAAGCAGAUGGAAAGAGCUCAGCUGGAAAACGAGAAGAAAAAGCGCGAGCACGCCGAGAAGGAGAAGCAGCGGAUAGAGCGCGAGAAGGACGAGCUGAUGGAGCGGCUGCGGCAGAUCGAAGAGCAGACGCAGCGAGCUCAGCGAGAGCUGGAGGAGCAGACCCGCAAGGCGCUGGAGCUGGAGCAGGAGAGGAAGCGAGCCAAAGAGGAGGCCGAGCGUCUGGAGAAGGAGAGGCAGGCGGCUGAGGACGCCAAAGCGGCGCUCGCCCAGCAGGCUGCCGACCAGAUGAAGACACAAGAACAACUGGCUGCUGAAUUAGCAGAAUUUACCGCCAAAAUUGCACUGCUGGAAGAGGCCAAGAGGAAAAAGGAGGAAGAUGCGACCGAGUGGCAGCACAAAGCCAUGGCGGCUCAGGAGGACCUGGAGAAGACGCGUGAGGAGCUGAGGGCGGCCAUGACCUCCCCGACGGCGCUGGAGCACGACGAGCAGGACGAGACCAACGCCGAGGCGAGCGCCGAGCUGCUCAGCGACGGCGUCAGCAGCCAGCGCAGCGAGGAGGAGCGUGUCACUGAGGCCCAGAAGAACGUGCGCGUCAAGAAGCAGCUGCAGGUGCGGCGCCGUCACCCUCCACUGCAGCCACUUCACCCCGCAAAGCUCUCACCUCCUCCUGCCGGUCUCUCUUUCCAGGCUCUCAGCUCUGAGUUGGCAGAGGCAAGGGACGACAGCAAGAAGACCCAAAAUGACGUCCUGCACGCCGAGAACGUGCGGGCGGGCCGAGACAAAUACAAGACGCUGCGGCAGAUUCGCCAGGGCAACACCAAGCAGCGCAUCGACGAGUUUGAGUCCAUGUGAGGCUCCGCUGAAAGAAAAGGGAAAAAUAGAACUCUUUGCCGCCGCAGAGACGAGGCGUACAGGCAUUGGUUACUUUGCCAAAAAUCUGCACGACGGCGGCUGGCCAAUCUCUAACAGCUCUGCCCCCCGCCCCCUCCCCAACUAAAGCACAAGAGAACAUCUGGACUUGCAUCAGGACUCAGUGACUCUGAACUGGCUUCACCGCCGAGCUUUAACUUCGCUCGCUAACUUUUCCUUUUUCUUUUGGUGUCUUUGUAGGAUUCCUUGUUUGGUCCUCCCUUGAAUUCCUGUUCAUGCGGCAUCUGCUGUGCCAGUUGAAGUCGUGCAAAACCAACCCGCAGUCCUGUCACACCUGACACAUCCCUGCUAAACGCUUGCAGGUGCUUGUGCGUAGGGUUAGGUGUCAUGCAAGGCGUGUGUUGUUAUUAAUAACUGGCAGGAGGAGUAAAAGGACUGCUUCACAGGUCGACAUUGCACAUGUGCUUGUGUGUGAGCAAACAUACGGUGCGCUUUCAUUUUACUUUGUGGAUUAUUUUGAGUCCUUGGAGCCACCAAUAAUAAUGAUACGACCUUUCCACCUGUGCAGGUACAUGAGCAAGCACACCUUGACAUUUUGGAUUAUUUGCAGUCCUUGUUUAUUUCUAUUAUGAAAGGUGGCCAUCAUUAAUACAUGAACAGCUGGUGGGAGGAGCCGCAAUGGCACUAGUCAUGUGACACAUCAACAUUUGUCCUCCAACAUCAAGCUUUGUCCUUUUUGGCUCAUGUCAAGUUUCUCCAUUUAUUUCGAUAAUGCGAGGUGCCAAUUAUUAACAAUUGGCAGGAGGAGCAGUGAUAAUUAUGAAUGUUAAUUAUGACAAUAACAGAGUGGAAUAGCAUUUCAACAUUUGCAGACAUGUUUGCCAUGACAUACCAUGACAUGAAAACACCUUCUCUGUUCAUGUCCACUUUGUCCCAGUUAUGACCUCUGACCUGCAAGUCCACCUGAGACUUUGGAGCUUCAGAUUUGCAUUUUGUUGACAAGUGUCAACAUGACGCAACAAUUUCACAACACUCAUACAGUCCAAAGACAACCAGCAUCUUCACAGAGGAACAGAAUAAUAGAUUAGUUGCUGGACUUGGGAAUGCUAACUAGACUAACUCAGUAAAAACAUGGCGGCGAGCGUUCCCUGAGACAAAGAAAGUGGUGUUUGUCAUCAUGUGAACACCAAAACACGCUAGUGAUCCUCUUAUGAAUAGCAGUUUAAAUCAAUGUGACAAACUCACAUUUACUCAACAUUUCUUAUAUUCUCAUAUAAAAACACGGAUCAUGAGGAUCAUCAUGAGGAUACAAUUUGUACCAACAAAGAACAGGUUACACGUGCUGCAUGAGCGACGUAGCCACAGUGUUGGGAAGUGAAAGGAGAACCCACUUAAAAAUACUUAAAAUUGUUGCUCGUAAAGGUUCAUUUAAAAAGCCCUAUUCUAAAUUAGAAGUCAGUCAUGGUAAUCGGAGCAGUACAUACUGUACUGUACUGUAAUCCCCCGUUUAUUGCAGUUCAUUGGUUCCAGACGCGACUGUGGUAAGUGAAUUUCUUUAAUUCCAUUUUUAGAAAUUGAGUAUUUUCCUAUUUGGAGCAUCGGAAACCUGUUUACAAUCUUUUAUUAUAGCCCUCUAGAUAUGACAUAACACCCCUGUAGUCACCUUUACACUCCGUAUAACCAAAAUAGGAGACAUGACACAAAAGUAACCAUUUAAAUCCUCCUCCUGUUCCUUGUGUUUUCAGUAAACGUGUUCCCUAGCAAGUCACGUGGGGGUUUCAGAGUUGAGUUUCAGAAUGAUGUUCAAACCUGCAAAAAAAGCCUGGUCUGGUGCUUGUGUGUCUCACUGACCAUUACAGUAACAUUCCUGUCACCUGGUGACCAGUGAAGAAUACUACAUAUCACUUUGAAUGCGUCUUCUGAACACGUUAUAUAUAUUUGAGUUGAUUUAGCCAUUUUUAUACUUUAAAAUGCUUCGUUUAGGCAAAACGGUAACAUUUGCUUACAUAUUAGUAUUUUUGACUAAUUCGACAUAUUGAACCACAAAACACUUUGAGGAGUGAAGCCGUAAAAUUUGAAUUGGCGAGGGACUACUCUAUAUACUUUUAUGAUAUAUUUACAACACAAAAACUGACUGACUCACUCACAGACUUAACAAAAAAACAAGUCUAUAUGUAGAGUAAGUGUAUAUAUACUUUAAAAUCAGGAAAUAUUUCAUCCAUUUUCUACCGUUUAUCCUCACGAGGGUCGCGGGGGCGCUGGAGCCUAUCCCAGCUGUCUUGGGGCGAGGGGCGUGGUCCACCCUGGACUGGUGGCCAGCCAAUCCCAGGGCACCUAUAGGCAAACAACCAUUCCCACCCACAUUCAUACCUAUGGACAGAGAUGGCCCAGGGUGGAAUCGAACUCGGGUCUCCUAGCUGUGUGGCCUGCGCGCUAACCACUUGUCUGUGCAGCCCAGGAAAUAUUUCACAAAGCUAAUUCAUGAUGUAAAUUCUAUGUUGGACAACUUAUUCAGUGAAUUACCGCACUGAAAUUAAUCAAAUGGUUUUGAUAUUUCAAGUAUUUGCACUAUUUUACGUAUUGGAUGCAUUGCAUCAGCACAGUCUUGUGUGGUGUUCAUGUUUAACACAAAACCCUCGUUAGUGACGACCUAAAUACAAAUGAAGACUUAAAUAAUCCUGAACAAUGACUUCAGCAGCGUUAUUAUGCACUUUCACAAAAGAUGAUGCAAGCCAGAGGAAAUCAAAUGAAAAGACCCAGCCAGGAGUUGUGUUUUUUCCUUCUCUUGUUUGGCAUCGACUGAGUUUCACUUCCCUUUUUCCGGGAAAUCUGUGUUGCAUCGAUAUGGACAAUAAGUCGACUCAUAUACUGUAUUUGCGCGUGUUUUGUUAAGUCCGAGGUAGGCUUCAGUCGUGACUUAAUACCCUGAUAUGAUUGCCAAAAAAAGAAAAAAAGCCAUAACAAAAAGUGCCCAAAUCAUAAUCAUAUAAAUACCUUAAAAAUAUAACAAAUAAAUACUUUUUUCAGAAAUGCACUGUUACCCUUGAAAGCCUGGACUCGCAAACGUGCACAUCACGACCCCCAAACACUCUGAUCUUAAGUGCUGAAGUAGCAUAUUUUUGGAAAAAUGUCAGUUGGGGGAUUCACUUAGAAAAGAAUAACACUGAUGCUAGGGAUGCUUUCUCCUGAAACUGACGCAGUCCUAACAAACUCCUCUUUUUGGUUUCACAUUGCGAUUUCAAAGAGGAGUCACUUCUCUUUCUGAUCCACUUCAGGUCUGAGGCACUACAGUGGCAAGACAAGGCAAAGUGAACAUUUGUUUCAUACCAAGAACUUCAACCAAAUCCCGUUUGGCUGUGUGCACAAAAAAUGGGUUUGAUGGCUGGAAGAGUCCAAGUUUGAAAACACGCCUAAAGGAGCUUGAAGUCUUCAGCCUGAAGUGGGACGUCCGGGCUUGCGUCUUUCGAGACGACCUGAAUUAUUAAAAAACGAUUUUUCAAGAA